UGAGCGCAUCAUAUGUCAUUUCUGUUAUGAAUAUUCACGUCUUCUGCUUCAUCCGCGUCAAGGCAAAUUGGUCCGGAAGCUGUCCAUGGUCUCACGUACGAUGCCGACCGAUGUAUGAUCACUACGGGCAGGCCGCUCCACAACUCCUGGAAGAGCUAUGUUGACUCAUCUCCUACGAGUCGUUACACUCCUUCUCCCCCGCGCUCGAUGUCACCGGCAGUAGGCGGGCUACGAUCGAACCCAUCUACCGACUCUUUGGCCUCUUCCAUCUCGGUUCCAGUGUGUCGCACCGGCCGUCCUCCGUUGGGUGCCGCGUUCGUUGGCUCCGGUGCUUCAAAGCAAAAUGUCGUCGACAUCCAGGCCAGCAAGAGGGACUGCGAAUGCCUAUUGACCAUAAUAUCGUGGUCACUCGAGAGCGCGGGUGGCAUAUGCAGUGUCGAUCAUAAAUCGUCCCUGCACAGCUUACUAGAAGCAUAUCUAACACAACGGGCGAAUAGGGUUGAGCAGACUUGGCCUCAUAGCCAGCCGGACGUAUCAGCUCUGCUAAGUCUGAGCCGGGCUGACGCAUGUUGUCUGAUGGAUAUCAUAGACGAGGCACUGAAGAUCGAGAUCGGCUCCCCUCACCGAUGCAUGAGGCUCCUUCGUCGCCUAUGCAGCCAAUCCGAAUGCCUGCCAUCGUCGCACAUGCUUCACGGUGAUCUCGUCAAGCUGGGAGAUGGGGCAGUAGCCACAGGAGGCUCGGCGGACGUUUGGUUAGGUCGGUUCGGAUCCCAACGUGUAGCGAUGAAAGUGCUGCGCAUACACGUUGAUCGCGUCCAGAAGAUAGCAAGUAAAUUUUGCGAGGAAGCGUCGCUAUGGAAGCGUCUCUCGCACAGGAACAUUCUCGUCUAUCAUGGAGUCGCGCCUCCGAAUUUGUUCCCUCUGUGCAUGGUCAGCGAGUGGCAUCCGUUCCGCAACGUCCUCGAUUACGUCUGUGAACACCCAGAAGCGAACCGUCCCGGACUGAUUCGAGACGUAGCUAAUGGGUUGCAAUAUCUUCACGAGAAGGGCAUCGUCCACGCCGACCUCAAGUCCGCUAACGUCCUCGUCAAGGCGGAUCACCACGCCUGCCUCGCGGACUUCGGUUUGGCCGCCGUGACGCACGAUCCGACAACAUCCACGUCGUUCGCUACGUCCAUAUCGACGUACGGCACAUGGCGCUACAUGGCCCCGGAGCUGUUGCAAGCCAGUGUGAAGUCGACAUUCAAGAGCGACAUGUACUCGUUCGCCAUGGUCAUUCUCGAGAUAUUCUCCAAUAGCAUACCCUUUCCGAACAUGCAAGACGGUCCUGUCGUUACCGAAGUCUCCAUCCGCGGGAAUCGUCCUCCUCGUCCGACCCAGGCGACGCAGCUCGGCCUGUCAGACGGUGUUUGGCUUACGAUGCAACGCUAUUGGGACGCUGACCCUGCAGCUCGUCCAGGCGUGCAAGAAGUGGUCAACGUGAUGAAAGUAGAUGGUUCGCUGCACGAUUGUGAAUGUCCCUCCUGCGUAGAACCCUAGUGCAGUAAAC
Molecule: messenger RNA, 1549 nt
Organism: Punctularia strigosozonata HHB-11173 SS5
Lineage: Eukaryota; Fungi; Basidiomycota; Agaricomycetes; Corticiales; Punctulariaceae
Product: kinase-like protein
Exons: 8
Coding region: 115-1539 (474 amino acids)
Biological process (GO): protein phosphorylation
Molecular function (GO): ATP binding; protein kinase activity
Source: RefSeq, a predicted model, not a curated record